Symbiodinium natans is the source of this 606-nucleotide messenger RNA. The record is from the annotation of a GenBank genome assembly. NCBI's taxonomy places the organism in Eukaryota, Dinophyceae, Suessiales, Symbiodiniaceae.
AUGCAGCAAUGUGAGUCGAAGUACGUGGAUGUCACCUUGGGAAAUCUGCAAGGUUCCACCUUGGUACGACAACCGCGACGAAGACUCAUCAAAUCUUGUAAUAUAGGUUUCUGGCAAGGCUUGGGCUCGCCAGCAACUGUCUCGCGUUCUAAAUCCUCAGUGCAAGUCACGACACAUGACUCGAUAUCAGCAAAACAUGUUGGUGUCUCUCUGGCCAGGCUGCGUGUCUUCGGAUUCAUCAGGCAGUCGCAGCUCCGGCAUCGCACCAGCGCCACCCACCCUGCGCUCGCGGCGGCCCGGAGUGGAGGUGGGAGACGUAAGACGUUCGUGACAACUUCGACGCAGCGUGCGUCGCUGACAGGAACAUCGAUGUUCAUGUCGGCGACCCUGCUACUCGUACACCAUCUUCCCGGCAUACUUAAGGCGACUGCAUGCUCAAGUGGAAGGGCCCUCGACGCCAAAACCCCAGACGUUGGUCCCCCAAGGGGUCGAGGUGGGCAUGGUGGCCUCUGCAACGGCAAGUGCGGGGCGCCAGCGAGAGCGGCAGCGGCAGCCGUCGCAACAGGAGCACGCGGAGGUGAGCGGUGGCAAUGCAACAGCAGCUGA